CAAAUGAAUUGCCACAACAAAUGACGGUUCAACUACUAUAAAAGCUGUAGUCACGGUGGAAGAGGAACCUACCACACGCGUGGCCCCAGGUGAAACGUUCAGGAGCAUCGUAAGGGUCGAACUGACGGUGAGCAGCGUGGGUGGUGUUCCUAUUGUGUUCACCAUUGAACUAGAAAACGAUACAUCGGCUGCUUUUCAUGAUAUGGAACAAACAUUUUGUGGAGAGACUACGAACUUUUUGAGGUCAAACUUGAGUUCAGCUGAAAACAUUUCGUGUGAUGCCGUCUCCUUCCGGAGGGGUAGCGUGAUCGGUGAUCUAGAGAUCACUCUCUUGGCUUCAUCGCAGUCAUUGGCUGAUAGUCUUAGCAGUUCGGUUGCGGGUCUGAACCUGGAAAACGCAAACUUGGGAUCGCUUUAUGUCAUAUCUUUCAGUGUGGAUAAUAGGGAUAGCUGUCAGAGCGAUACUUGCAGAAAUGGAGGAACCUGUACGGACGGAUUUAAUGAUUUCUCCUGCGCAUGCGCAGAAGAUUACAGUGGGAAGGACUGCUCAACAUAUAGGGAUAGCUGUCAGAGCGAUACUUGCAGAAAUGGAGGAACCUGUACGGACGGAUUUAAUGAUUUCUCCUGCGCAUGCGCAGAAGAUUACAGUGGGAAGGACUGCUCAACAUACAAUGGUAGUGGAGGCCUUCUGAAGGGUGCUAAAAUAGGCAUCGUUCUUGGGUCUGUGGCAGGAGUCCUUUUGAUAGUAGUUAUCAUCGUUUGUGUAGUCAUGGUGAAAAAGAAUAAGAAGAGUGGUCGAGGAAAUAAGGCUAUGGUGACCGGAAGCAGGAAUCGGGUGGGCCCAUCGUCCAGACAAUCGGAGGAAUGGCAAACUGAAGAUCAAGUUAUGCUGGCCAUUGAAGACAGACGAUACCAAGGAAACAGAAAAUCACCAGAAUCUGUCGGCGUGAAUAACUCUGCAAAUGAUGUUGUUUCAGAAACCAAGCAGUAGAGAACACUUAUCAAAAUGGAUCCCGAUAUACCCAGCUGCCAUGGCUAGGCCUUCAAAAGCGGAUUUUUCUUCCUUCCAUUUCUUUCAUUCAAAAUGUGAUUCCGUCCAUCAAAUUAAAUUCUGUAUUCACCCCUCCCCGUAGCGUGUAGCUGUAGUUUUUGAAUAAAAAAGAAAUAUCGGAAAAAUAUAUAUUUUUUAAGUACCAUAGCAAUGCUGUAUCUGUAUAUAUGCCAAAAAAUGUGACUAAUACAAUGGACAUUAACUUUAUAACGCAACACAUGGUAGAGGACAGAAUAAAAGUUUGAGUAUUUUUCGUAAGUUACUUAAGUUGAGAUGUUGUCGUGCAUCAUUUCAUUUUAGUUUAUGUUUCAGUUAGGUUUAUUUCAAACAAUAUAUGGUAAUGUUUUAUCAGUAUUUUAGAUCAUUUCAUUUAGCUUAUCUUUUAGAAUAGUUUUUGUUUUUAGUUUAUCUGAAACAAUGUUUUUUAAUUUUUAUGUUUAAUGCGUACUCUGUACUCGGUUCUCUGUUUAUUUUUUUCUUCGUGAAAAAACUCUUCAUAAAAAUGAAAAAAAAAAAUGUUUUAUCGUCUCGGAUGAAUAGCAGAGCGAGACUAUUAUGGCAAGCCAUUUGAUCCAUGAAGGCGAAAAACUCAGUCGCCGAUAAACUUAAUUUUUCGCUGAUAAACUCAGUUUUUGCUGAUCAACUCAGUUCUUCUAUAAAAAACGCACGUUUUUGGACAGAAACUCAGUUUAUUACGGAAAAGCUAGAAAAACCUUAGUUUAUCGCUCGAAAAACCGAGUUUAUUUGUAAUGAUAAUACUUUCGCAGAGAAACUCGGUUUAACGAUGAAAAACUAAGUUUUUCGAGUGAUAAACUUAACUUUUAAUUGAAAAUCUGAAAGACAUACUUCAUUGAGUGAUAAACUGGGUUUUUCACAUAAAAACAGAGUUAUUUGAUAAACUCUGUUUAUCAAGUGAAGAAGUCAUUUUUUUCCAAAUUUGAUAAACUAUGUUUUUCGAUUUCGAUAAUCAUAGUUAUUCACUAUAAUUUGUUUGGUUGUGCAGUCAGAGCUCUAUAGGGGUGCCUGGGUAUGGGCAAGGGUUUUAAAAUAGGGUAAUCAUUGGCAUUUGGUCCAGGGGCGCUGGAAGUGGGGUAAGAGUGGCACUUGCCCCCCC
Messenger RNA from Lytechinus variegatus (green sea urchin), 2165 nucleotides. RefSeq names its product neurogenic locus notch homolog protein 1-like. The coding region runs from base 203 to 991 and encodes 262 amino acids. Gene Ontology annotation, biological process: establishment or maintenance of epithelial cell apical/basal polarity; heterophilic cell-cell adhesion. NCBI's taxonomy places the organism in Eukaryota, Metazoa, Echinodermata, Echinoidea, Temnopleuroida, Toxopneustidae. The transcript has 9 exons. Gene Ontology annotation, cellular component: plasma membrane; protein-containing complex. Gene Ontology annotation, molecular function: calcium ion binding. The record is from RefSeq and is a predicted model, not a curated record.